AUGACUCUGUUGCAUCCCGCCAGGCAUGAGCUGAUGUGCCCCAUCACCCAUGAAAUGCUCCAAGAUCCGGUGGUGUGUCCGCAGCGUGGACAAAGCUUUUCAGCAGACGCCCUUCAAACCUAUCUCCGACAGAAUCCUGAGGGACGCUGCCCCAUAUGCAAUGUGAAUGUAGGGGGGCGUGGAUGGACCAGGAACAUUGUACUUCGUGACCUCAUUCAGAGCAUGGGAGCUCAUCAGCUUCGGACAGAAAGCCUAGGAGGGAACACUUUUGUGUAUACCCGUCCGUUCGUCAUCAUCAUUGUGGGCAGCUUCGGCUCCGGAAAAAGCACUUUGAUCAAUCUCCUGGUUGACCCCAGCGGUAACAGAAUCAUUGCCGAGGAAGCAGCAUCAGCAGGCGGGUGCACGCAAAGGGCUGAGAGCCUCAGGAAAGUCUUCAGUGGUGAAGUCGAUCACAAUGGCACUUCAAGACUUCUUGAGCUGAUUGACACCCCAGGCUUUGGUGAUCCGGACAAGAGUGAUGCACAGACGAUCAGAGAAUUGUCGCGGGCAACUGUGGAUAUUGUGGCCGGUGUGGACCUGUUUGUGCACGUUGUGAAGAAGGACCGCAUGGGCAAUAUCGACAGGUUCCUGCCAGAGAUAAUUCUGUCCGGGCUUGCAGACGACGAUGAGGCCCAGAAGGAAAUUGCCCGCCGGUAUGUCUUCGUGGUGACACAUGCAGACUCUGCUAGACAGCCCGUGGAACAAGCAAGUCUUGAUGAAUUCAAGGGAGCAAUGAAGGCCUUUUUCCCAGACAUCUUGGAGUCUGCCGUGCAAAAUGCCGUUUUUGUGGAGCAUGGACCCAAGCUCGGAACUUCUCCUUUGGGAAAUGCAGUUGCCAAUCGGGAUUUGAUCCUGGAUAGGGCUAUGGAAGCAAGGGAAGUCUAUCAUCGCGUCUUCAAGUCAAAGUCGGUUGAGAAGAUCAUUCAGAAGGGGUUUGAAGACGCCAUGAAGAUGUGGAAACACAUGGGCUUUAAUGGCCACCACGUUCGCCAGAUCGAACCAGAAGAGCUUGGUGCGCUGCUCAAUUUCUUCAACAAGGUGAUCGAGCGGAAGGCGUGGAUAGAGAUGACGCCUGCGACUACAAGUUGCAGUGAAUUCUGCCAAGCUUGGAAUAAGAUCAGCUUGGCAGUGAGGGACCAGGUGGCAGUGAAGGUUGCAGAAUCCGUCAAACACCAGGUUGAAGAGUCGUGUAACAAAUCUUGGACCGAAAAGAUCAGAUCCAUGGCCCGGAGCUACCGAGGGUCAUUAGGUGCCGCUACAGGAGCAGCAGCUGGUGCCGUCAUAGGAGCUGCCCACCUUUGUGUGGUGUCGUGA
Messenger RNA from Cladocopium goreaui, 1353 nucleotides. The record is from the annotation of a GenBank genome assembly. NCBI's taxonomy places the organism in Eukaryota, Dinophyceae, Suessiales, Symbiodiniaceae.